This is a messenger RNA of Symsagittifera roscoffensis, 1588 nucleotides long. RefSeq lists its product as uncharacterized. The coding region runs from base 62 to 1504 and encodes 480 amino acids. The transcript is spliced from 6 exons. NCBI's taxonomy places the organism in Eukaryota, Metazoa, Xenacoelomorpha, Acoela, Convolutidae. The record is from RefSeq and is a predicted model, not a curated record.
UUAAUUAUUCAAAAACAGCGAAUUUAUGGUUUAAAACCAACUUUACAAAAACCAAACAAAAAUGACGAAGCGCACUGACGAUCGAUCGGCUCUCGUUCUAUCGGGGGAAAAUGUCAAGUCGUCCCGCGGUGGCUCAGCCGAGAAGAGGAGCUCAGUUGGCGAUCACCUAUCCGAACGAAGUUCCAAAUCGCCUCCCAACUCGGACAAUUCCAGAAAAAACUCCAACCUGAAAGGUCAAAUUUUUUCUGAUGACAAUGAUGGGAGUAAAACAUUGCAAGAAGAGCUGCUACGUCAAGCCGAAGCGCUGGAAGCCGAAGAAAAAGCGAGAAAUGAGAAAAACAAGAACUCGAUUAGACGGAAGAUACAGAAUGUAGUGUUUAAAACUGUGGCGCUGAUUAUAGCAGUAGGCGUUGUGGGACUGUGCGUAGUUUCGGCUGUUUUGUCGAUUAAAAAACUGUUGGACACGAAAGAUAAGCCGACAUCUACUUACUCCCAGAAGUUGCUAGGGGGACCCUAUUUGACACCAGGCCUCAUAUUUCUGGGCGAAGAUAUCUUGCUUCACUCAUGCAGUAUUUUCAACUUCACAUCUCUAAAUGUUGACUCACAUCAGAAUGCGACCGACUGCCCGACUAACUCAUUUCUUCUGGACGAUAAGUCCUCCCUGGACCAAACUACUCUAAACGCACUUCCGAAGUUCCUCCAGGAACUUCAGGAGGUGGUGUCUUUGACCUUGAUCCCAGGACCCAGCGACUGGGAGAAUCGAGAAACGAUUCAAAUACAUGCUUCCAUUCCGAGUUCGAAGGCGGGAAUUUGGGUGAUUUUGCAUUCGGAUUACGAAGAGGUGGCAGCGCAAUUCUCCCUACUCGAAGAAGGAGGUAUCUCGCCCAGUGAGAAGUGGGAGCUGACCUCCUCGCUCAUCCUGGAGAACUCGAUGAACUUUGCCAGUGCCCAGUUCCGCUCCUUCUUCCUCAUGUCAAAGCAGCAGUUCAAGAGCUUCGGAGCACUCGACGCUGUCCGAAUUGACAUGGAGAUCACUUUGAUGGAGCAGAACAAGACAGACUUGGACUCUCUGCUGGGUGGUGGGAGGCCCCCCCAGUCCUAUGUACACAUGGAGGCAUUCUACCAGUGGAAGGACGGAUUCUACAUGGAAGGAGACCAGUUUUUGUCGGUGACUAUUUGGGCCAUAUUCACCAUAAUGGCCUCCGCACUUCUGAUGUUGGAAAGAGGCUACAACACUCUAAAAAGAGUACUCACAUUCAAGAUCUCAGACGGACCGAGUAAGAAGCAACAGCAACAGCAGAUAGAAGACCAACUGCACAAGGAAGAGGAGGAGUUGAAUGAACGACAACGUGCAUUCGACGAAGCCAAUGCAGCCGACUCCCGACCCUCGACUGCCCAUUCCGAGUUGGGUCUAACAGACGCCGAGCUCGACUUCGGAGAGGACGAGGGCAAGGACGGCUACGAGGAAGUCGACUUCGAUAUAUUCAAAGCAGAUAAUAAAUGAAUGAGAUUGAAAAACGGCAAUAAAUUAAUAAAUUUACUAUAUGGCAUGACGAUUAUGAUUAAUAAACCGUGUUUCGAUUUGUUC